UAAGUUUAAAAUAAAAGGUCUUUGUGUCUGUUCGUCCGCAUGAGGUCGCUCGAGCGCUGCAGCGGUCGAUGUGGCGGGCAAGUGACGUCACGCGUGAACUUUGAAAAUAGGCGCGAGGAAGAAGAGGCGCCUGACUGGAGAAGAAAUCAUGAAUUUAUAAGUAAAUCUAACAGAAGGACAAUAAAAUAAGUGAAUAUUCGUGCGUAUUUAAGCAGCAUGACGCUCUUGACACCGUUCAGUAAAGUCCCUGAGCUAAACACCGCCACCAUUCUCCUGGUUGAGAUUGAAGAACAGCUCCAGUCCAAACUGGCCGAUGUCAUAGUACAUUACGAGAAAGAGUUCAACGUCAAUGUACGGCUGGCCAGGAAACUUCCUCUGCCCGUUGAGAACAAGGAGUCUCGUCCACGCAUUGAUUUAAUCGUGUUUAUAGUGAACCUGCUUUCAGAGCGCAGUCUUCAGUCUGUGGAGAGCUCUCUGAAUCAUCUUCACUCAGACUAUUUCCUGGGCAAGGUGUGUUUUCUGGUAACUGAUGCUCGCUGUGGAUCUUACACUCAGGACCGACUGGCCAGUGUCAGAAAACUGGCUGCUUCACACCAGUGUCCUGUUAUCUGUGCUGAACACAGGACAGCAGAUGGCAUACACGCAGCGGCCGCACGUCUUCUCAGCAUUCUGAAGAUGUCUGCGGGAAUGUCUCCUAUACCGACCACUGCCCUCUAUCUCUCCACUCUGACCCGCUGCUCUGUGACCUCUGACCUUGAAGAGGAUUGAUCCCAGUUCACCUGAUACCUUGAAUGAAUUAGUUUUGUUUUAGAAACUCUGGUUAUGGCUGUUUCUUGAUGCACUCAUUUAAAUGUCGUAUAUUCUGGUGGGUUUGCAGAUAAGGAACGCAUUUUAAAAUGAUUGUCCGUGAAUUUUAGGUGAUGAUUCCUGUUUAUUUACCUGCAUUUACGGAGACCUCCAGGGGGCGCUUUUGGGGAACUAAUGGACUCCUUGUAACGUUCUUGUUACGUUUUUUGAAACAUUUUUGUAAAUUAAAAUGAUAGUUUUCCAGCCAAAUCAACCUUAUGUGUGUGUCCUAUAGAUAACACUUGAUUUUUCUUUGAGUUUGAGGUUUAAUUUAUAGGUGAAGUGGGUUGACAAAAUAUCUUUGUAUUGCGUCUAGCCUGCAAAGUCUUUUUGUACCAUUAGUGUUGUUUCUUUAUUGACAGGUGCCUUUUUUAAUAACUUCAUUCUUAUUGUGGCACAUAAUAUCAGUGAUUUGACAUUAUGUGCAAACUCAAAGGAUACGUGACUGGUACAUCCUGUUCCAUGUAAUGUGCUUACAGUUUGUGCAAUGUUACUCUGCUAUAUUAUCUGAUUUACGUACGGGUAAAAUCACAUGAGCUUGGAUUGAAGUAGAGGUCAGACGGAUAUCUGGAAAGACCUAAGUAACCGCUCGCAACAUUUUAGGAUUCAAGUAACUCUUACACGGGCAAGCAAGACUAUUCUUCAGAAGGUUUGAGGGCUAUCGUGAGUCUAAGAUUAUGCAAGAAGUUUCUCAGGAUCAUUUUUAGCUUCUCAUCACCGUGUACUGUAAUAGGUUGCACUGCAGUAACCCUGUCCUCAUUUACACCCACUAGCUCCUAUCCUCCCGCGUUUCCAUGACAACCUCACCUGUUGCAAACCAAUCCUAUUUGUAACUUGAGUCUUCAAUAAUGGACGUUCUUCGCGGCGAAAUGACAAAAAGGUCUGCUGGCGUUCUACCUGUGCUACUACUGUCUCCCUCUCUGGAGCUUUCCGUCCGCUCGCUCAUGACUGACCUCGUUUGACAAUCUCUCUUUACUGACCACUUCAUGCACGAGGUCAAACUCCACGGUUUCACAGCAAAAACAAACAUGUCCUCCAAAUAAAUAAGAUUUUUCUUUCACCA
Triplophysa dalaica is the source of this 1909-nucleotide messenger RNA. It is a transcript of the gene pane1, whose product is annotated as proliferation associated nuclear element. The transcript has 6 exons. The record is from RefSeq and is a predicted model, not a curated record. NCBI's taxonomy places the organism in Eukaryota, Metazoa, Chordata, Actinopteri, Cypriniformes, Nemacheilidae. Bases 217 to 768 code for a protein of 183 amino acids.